AUGUUUAUUCAGCAACUUUGGACACUGAUCAAGGACCCUUACCAAAACAAUCCCGUCCGCAUUAUUGUGGAGAUACUCCUUCUGGGGGUGAUAGUAAAAUACGCGUUUGAGCGAAAAGAGUCCAGUGAUCCCGUGAUUCUUUCGCAGGAGGAGGCCGAGCAGCUAAUUGAUGAGUGGGUGCCCAGAGAGCUGGGGCUGGACGACGACGACGAGCCCUUCCCGGAUAGCAAUGCUGUGAAAUACGUUCUGUCGGCGUUCAAUCCGUUUUGCUUCGGGUCUCCUGUGGAGGACUCGGGCGUGCAGGCCGGAGGGGGAUCUCUUCCCGUGGAAACAAAGUCUCGCAAUAAAGAAAAGCUGGACAUUUUGGCAGAGACCAUUGAGAAAUACGGCGUGGGAACGUGCGGGCCCAGAGGCUUUUACGGGACCAUUGACAUCCACCUGGACCUGGAGAAAAAGCUUGCAGAAACACUGGGCACGCAGGGCGUGGUUUUGUACGCACACUCUCUGCUAGCCAUUGCCAGCGUAAUCAAGUGCUUCUGCAAGCGAGACGACGUGAUAUUCUAUGACCACAGGUCGUCAAUUAGCAUUCGCCGGGGAAUAUACUCGUCCAAGGCCAAGGCCAUUUCGUACGCGUCCACUGCAGACCUGUCUGUGAAGCUGGCUUUGGAGGAGUCUGUGCGCAACAAGAAGUUCAUCAUAACCGAGGGCGUGUUUGAAGAAACAGGCGAAACCGCAGACAUUGCAGCAAUUGUAAAGGCCCGAAACCAUCACAAGGCGUUCCUCAUUUUGGACGAGUCUGUCAGCAUCCCGCUCCUGGGCAGCACCGGAGCAGUUGGGUUUUUUGGCGCAGACCCGAAAGAGGUGGACCUUCGAAUUGGGUCGCUGUCCACGGGCAUGGGGUCGGCUGGCGGCUUCUGUGCAGGCACGCGCGAGGCGUCGGACUUGCAAAGGCUAAGCAGUCUGGCGUAUUGUUUUUCCGCCUCCCUUCCGGCGUAUCUGGCGCAUGCGGUUCUCCUGAACAUAGAAGAUGUUGUGUCCUGGGAGGAGACAAGAACGUCCGUCCAGCAGCACCUCUCCGGGUCGGACUCGUCCUCUGAGGAGUGCCAGUACACGCCAGCCAUCGACUACCCGGUCAGAAAAUCCGUGAAGUCCCCAAAGUUUCUUCCAAACUGCACGCGGGAAAAGAACCCGCUUGUAAACUAUGCGGCAGCCGAAAAGUUCCGUCGGGUGUUCAACUCCUCAGCAGGAGGCAUUCCGUUCCGCGUGCGCACAGACCGAUUCACGCCCAUUGCCCGGAUUGUUCUUCACGAAGACCACCCAGACAACUCAAAGGCCUUUCUGGACAUACACCGGGCACUUAUCCAGAAGGGCGUGUACAUCCGUCUGUCUGAGUACCCGGAGACCUCCUUCCUGGUCGCAUUUUCAAACGGGUUCCUGCUGGAAAACGUCUCUGACCUGGCCCAGACCAUUCUAGGCGUGAUUUCAGAGACGUAUUCAAACGCGUUCUAG
Messenger RNA from Nematocida major, 1509 nucleotides. RefSeq names its product serine palmitoyltransferase. Gene Ontology annotation, cellular component: endoplasmic reticulum. Gene Ontology annotation, biological process: ceramide biosynthetic process; sphingosine biosynthetic process. Gene Ontology annotation, molecular function: pyridoxal phosphate binding; serine C-palmitoyltransferase activity. The record is from RefSeq and is a predicted model, not a curated record. NCBI's taxonomy places the organism in Eukaryota, Fungi, Microsporidia. The coding region runs from base 1 to 1509 and encodes 502 amino acids. The transcript has a single exon.